Molecule: messenger RNA, 1218 nt
Organism: Encephalitozoon intestinalis ATCC 50506
Lineage: Eukaryota; Fungi; Microsporidia; Unikaryonidae
Product: Ser/Thr protein kinase
Exons: 1
Coding region: 1-1218 (405 amino acids)
Biological process (GO): peptidyl-threonine phosphorylation; peptidyl-serine phosphorylation
Cellular component (GO): cytoplasm
Molecular function (GO): ATP binding; protein serine/threonine kinase activity; protein tyrosine kinase activity
Source: RefSeq, a predicted model, not a curated record
AUGAACAAAAAAGUUUUGACCUUUCCAUCUGAAAAGGUAGGCCUCUCCUCAGACAAUGUAGAGUUUGAUCUUGUAAUGUCUCGAGGAGAUUAUUUGUCGAAAAACAAAGCCCAGAGAUAUAUGGUCAUAGAUAUGCUGGGAACUGGAACUUUUGGACAGGUUGUUAGGUGCGUAGGACCUGAAGGUGAAGAAGUUGCUAUCAAGGUGGUCAAAAAUCAGCCGAAAUACUACAACUACGAAAUGAACGAGGUCCGAAUUCUCCACAAACUGCUUUAUAAUAACCUAAACGAUAGAUUUGUUUCGAUUAAGGAUGUCUUCAUGUAUAAACAACAUUUGUGUAUUGUAGAGGAGUUACUUGGCAAAAACCUAUAUACAUUUUUAAAAAUGACAAGAUUCAAGGGCUUUGACCAUAUCACCCUUAGAACUAUACUUCAGCAAGUACUUGAAGGGAUGAUCCAGCUCUCAAUGCUAGGGAUCAUUCAUUGUGACUUGAAGCCAGAAAACAUCCUCAUAGCCGAUUACGAAACCUUCAAGAUAAAGAUUAUCGAUUUUGGAUCUGCAGUAACCUCCCCCCAAGGAUCGCACUUCUAUGUCCAAUCAAGAUAUUACCGGGCUCCUGAAGUGAUUCUUGGGAUUCCAUAUGGAUCAAGCUGCGAUAUAUGGUCCCUAGGUUGCAUAGGAUAUGAACUGUAUGUUGGACAUCCAUUGUUUCCAGGAAAAGAUAACAUGGACCAAAUGGGAAGAAUCUAUGGUCUUUUUGGCUCCUUACCUAUGUUUAUGAUAGAGCAUGGGAAAAAUUCAAACAUCUUUUUUGAAAAGGAAAACGGAUACAGAUUUAUAGGGCCAGCAUCUAACUUUACACUAGAAGACAUGAAGAAGAUUAUCAGGUCAAAAUGUAACUCCCAAGACGACGAUGAUAUGCUUAUAGAGUUUCUGCUAAAGGCACUUCAACCCAGCCAUCUUAUAAGGCCAGACGCCAGGUCAUUAGCAAAUCAUUCUUAUCUCAAGCUCAAGGAUGUGUCUCCAGAACUUAAUAAGAUUCAUGACAGCCGAAAUGGAGUACAACAGAGUAUUCUCCCCGCAAGUAAGAACAUGAGACAUAUGUCUACCACGGGAAUAAUCCUUCCUAGUAAAAAGCAGAAAUCUACAAAUGACAGAAGAAAAAUAUCUGUUUACGGAAUUUCAUAUGAAAACAAUUUAAACAGAGAUGCAGAAUGA